UGAAACCAGCACCUGUCGCCUCUGUCCGGGAAGGAAGCAUUUACAGCGGAAGGAGAAGGGCAGGACGGCAUUUUUCCUCGGCUGGGUGGCUGACGGGUGAUGGGGCUGCGGUUUCUGUGGGGCUGUGUUGGUGUUUUGUCAUUGUACGUCACUCGUGUGGCGGGCCUUACAUUUGACGUGUCGAGGCUGAACGUCACGAAAGACCCCGAAACAUGGGGCGUAGAGAGAGGUUCGUUCAAACACAACACACCACACCACGAGCGCAAAACACCUCUCCUGUGUGUCUGCCCUGCCUGUGUGUUUGUGUUUGUCGAUCGCUCGUUCAUUCAGAGUAUGUAUGCGCCGACUGGUGGCUUGAUCAUCAGUUUGAUGACAGCCAUGACCUCACUGUGAGGCCCUACACCAACCUCCCCACGGCCAAGGCUUGUCAGGAGGCCUGCAAGCUCGUCAAGGAAUGCAAGUACUUCACGUGGCGACCACCAGACGUGCCGGAGGUUUUCGAUGCGCCAUCGGGCAACUGCAUGCUCAAGGGUGGCCGCACGAGCGGGUACAAGGUGUCCAGGGGGGCCGUGAGCGGCGAUGAGUCAUGUGGGGAUCUCAUGGAUAUCACCGACGUAAGGGGCGACGGCAUGCGGCUCUUCAAUAAGACUCAUAAGGAAGGUAAAACGGACCAUCUCGUACAAACAGGGAGGGACACGCUCAUAUCAUUCUGUGUGUCGAUGGCUGCUGCAGGUCUGACCAAGUCGAUAUCUGGGUUUCUGUACGUCCCCCUGGACAAGUCAGGCCGCGUGACGGCCGGCCAGUCGCCCUCUGCCAGCUUCGUGGAGCUGCCCAGGUCCCACCACAUGAUCGUCGACCCCAACACCACCGCCCACUUCACUCUCGCAGCCAUGCUCACCAACAGCACCGACGCAGCCGUGCCCCCAAGGUCCGGCGUCGUCCGCUACACGCUUCUGGACAUCACCACCGACACCAAGAAGGUGCUUGUUGUCGACACCCUUUACCCCUGGACAUUCACCGACGGCGUCGCCGAGGCGCCCGCCAGGCAAGAGGACUUCGAGGCCUGUCAGAACAAGAGCCUGGCCAUGGGGGGCAAGCACGAGCAGUACGCCGACUACCGCUGCCGGACCUACGCGAGCGCCCUCCGCGAUCUCGACCAGAAGUGGGCGCGCAUCGGUCUGGCGUGGGGCGACACCAUUGUGCGCGAGAGGCGGCUAGCUCUUCGGGCUGAGUACAUUCCCAAGGGUUCUGAGGGCGCCACGGGGCCCCCUGCGUUGGUCUAUUUUGACUUGAGGGAGGGGAGUAUGGUGCAGCCAUAUGAGGAGCUGGGGGCGGACUCGGAGGAGGGCAUGUGCCCCGUGGCUUUCCCUGACUGGCUCAGGCGGCAGUGUGCGGGGGCGUCGGGCACCAAGAGUGACUGCCACGUGAGCUGAGCAAGUGGAGUUGAAACAUGCUCAUGAGGAGAGUCCACCUUUGUGGGUGUUGCUGUCUUGUGCUGUGUAGGCCACGUGUUGCUUUGGCGAGAGGGAGCCCGAGCGUGGCCACAGGGACGAAUUCGACGCAUCACUCAACUGCUACUAUCCAGGUGGGUGUCCCUUACACACGAACACACACGCACACACACACUUCCCCCAUCCCCGUUAACCCUCUUUGUGUCGUCUCAGUCUGCAGCGCCAUGCAGCGACGCAUGAAUCGGUGUCCAAACUGGGUGGAAAAGCGGGGUUUCCACGACAAGCCCCUCGAGCUGAGAUGCCCCCCAGUGGCCUCCAACACCAGCAGCAGCAACACCACCGCCUCCAAGACAUCGGCCGUGACGUCUGUGCGGGUCAACACGCGCGGCACGACGCUUGAGCUGUCGGGCGAGGGGCGGGCGCGAUCGCUGCAGCGUGGCCAGCAAGGGGAUGACAGGCGGCCGCUCGUGGGCUACACCACCAGGGCGUGCGGGGCCGAACUCAGCUUCUUCCACCGAAGUCAGUGAGAAAGACACAUAGCGACGUUACACAUGACAAAAGGGAUGGAUGAGAGGUGUCUUCUUCUCUGUUUAUGCGUGUGUGUCGAUGGAUGGAUGGAUGGAGCAGAGACAAGCCAGGCAUACAUAAGGGUAGAGGUGCCGGGCGAGGAGGGUCACUUGCGUGAGAUCGCUAUGACGGCGACGCCCACGGACGCCACGCUCGACACGAUGCUCGGCCUGGCGCCCUCUUGCUGCGGCGACGAGGGCUGCUUCGCAUUCGCACACGCACGUACGCCAAUCGCCAUGCACACACACACACACACACAUACAGAGAGAGAGAGAGAGAGAGGAAUGAGGACAAAGGCUCCAUUUUGCUGCCUGUCUGUGCGUGUGUGUGUCAGGUACUGUGUACGAGGGUGACUUGGUGUCUCCGCGUGUGGUGACGAUUCGCACGAGCGUGCUGCCGGGGACGUACUUUGCCGUCCUGGGCAGCUGGGACGAGACGGCAGGCAUCGCCGACCUCUCACUGUCAUGUAGCCCAUGAUGACUUGAUGGGGAUGUGUUGAUCAUGUGUAUGUAAUUAAACAAUGGAAAGACGGACGGACGGAGUGAGG
This is a messenger RNA of Vitrella brassicaformis, 2565 nucleotides long. The record is from the annotation of a GenBank genome assembly. Lineage: Eukaryota; Vitrellaceae.